UUUUUUUUUUUUUUUUUAACUUAAAAUAAAAAUAGAGAAAAUGUUAAAGAAUAUUUGGGUACCUUUAGAAUCCAACCCAGAUUCGUUGUAUUUAUAUUCUACUAAACUUGGACAAUGUAAAUUAAAGUUUGAGGAUAUUUUGGGUUUUGAUAAAGACCUAUUAGAUAUGAUACCUAAACCAGCGCAUGCAAUACUACUAUUAUACCCAUUAAAUGAAAAUUUUAAUAAUGAAAACAAUUCAAGUGAAAAAAUAGUAAAUAAAGGUAUUAGUGACGCUUUUUUUAUAAAGCAAACUAUUCCAAACUGUUGUGGUACAAUUGCUUUGAUACAUUUGUUCGGAAAUUUGAGAGAUAAAUUUGAAAUUAGCAAGGGUUCUAUUUUAGCUAAUUUUUUUGAUAAAGUUGAGAAAAUGACUCCUGAAGAAAGAGGAAAGGAACUCGAAAAUAAUAAGAGCAUUGAAUUGUUACAUCAUGAAUGUUCUGGUGGCCAAGCAUCUGUAGGAGAUGAUAUAAAUGUUAACACACAUUAUAUUAUUUUAAUGGAACAUAAUGGAGAAAUUAUCGAAUUGGAUGGAAGGAAAAACGAACCAAUUAGUCAUGGUCAAAGGACUUCCAGUGAAUUCAUAUACGAUGUAGCAAAAAUAAUACAAAAUGUGUUUAUAGAAAAAUGUAAAGGAGAUAAUAGAAUUUCAGCUUUAGCAGUUGUACCAAUUGAUUCCAAUUAAAUAAUGUUUUAUUUUAUUUUAUUUUUUUUUUUGUUUAUAAUAAAAAAUAUAAUUUACUAUUAUGCACAUAAUAUAAGAAUUACAUAAAAGUAUAUUUAUUUUUAUUUUACACGAUAUUUAUUCCAUAUUAUGCCUUAAAGUAUAUUGGAAUGUGUAAACGUUUAUGUAAAUAUACACAUAUGUAAACACGUGUUUUAACAUAUUAAACAUAAUAUAACUAUCAUAAAAAUUUAUUACUUUUUAUUUAUUAUUUUAUUUUUUCGUUUUAAUUGCAAAUAUGUAUUCAUCAUUUAUUGAUUGGUAUUAUAAAUAUUAUCAACAUUUUUUAUAUGAAAACAGCAUCUAAUAACAGUAACAAAAUACAUAACCAAC
This is a messenger RNA of Piliocolobus tephrosceles (Ugandan red Colobus), 1096 nucleotides long. Its product is annotated as ubiquitin carboxyl-terminal hydrolase 3-like. Gene Ontology annotation, molecular function: cysteine-type deubiquitinase activity. Bases 41 to 724 code for a protein of 227 amino acids. Gene Ontology annotation, cellular component: cytoplasm. The record is from RefSeq and is a predicted model, not a curated record. The transcript is spliced from 7 exons. Gene Ontology annotation, biological process: ubiquitin-dependent protein catabolic process; protein deubiquitination. NCBI's taxonomy places the organism in Eukaryota, Metazoa, Chordata, Mammalia, Primates, Cercopithecidae.